CAAAGGGGAAAUACACACGAAGCGCAAAAGUGGGCCAUCACGGACUCGUGGCAUUUUCCAUCCGUACACAAUCGGACUUAUCUCGCUCGCCCAACUUGGCACUGUGCCACUCAACGUGCAGUACCAUGCACACAUUUGCACUGCAGCUUGACCUUCCAUCGUUCUCUUUCUUCACAUAAAAUCGCCCCGGAGCUGCGGCACAGCUGCCUUCAGUAGCGACUUGCGGCGCGCGAACAACAACACCAGCAGCAGCAGCAAUUAGCUGGACAUCCCACAUCACUCUUCGCGCCAUCAUAACAAUGCCUGGCCGUGUGCGCCGCGUGCGCUUCAUCGCGAUCGUUGUAUGCAUCGUCACAACAUUCCUUUUAUACGAGCGUAAUGCUGCUCGCGUGGACCAAUACGCCAGUGUUCUGACGCACACGGUCGGAGGCUAUGGAGGAUCAGUGUUGAGGCCUCAACGCAUUGGUGAUCCGCCGAAGUCUGGUCACGUGGAAGAUCAAGUCAGGAAGCAACAGGAGAAGCAGGAAAAACAGCAGCAGGAUGAAGAGGCGGCUGCAAAGAGACCACAGGAGGGAAACGUCGCUAAUCCCAAGCCGAAGCCAUUGGGAAUCCCACAGCCAGUGGUGACAACAUCUUCCACGACCUCACUUACGACAUCAACAACGUCAACUAAACCCGCUGCGCUACCGGCUGCGACUAAACCACCAACUUCGGGCGAUGACGCGCAGGAGGAUGAUGGCUUGGAACAGCAUGAGUUGGAGACUAUGCUAAAGUAUAGUGCAGGGCAAUUGCCGGAGAAUGGACGAGAUGCGCUUGGUGUUGCCUAUAAGGGGAAACCAGACGAUGGGCGAACUUACACUGUAGAGGAUUCGACUCCUGCUACUGACAAGAAGCCAAAAGCAGACAGCCAGAAGACCAAGAAGCCCAAGAAACCAGAGAUUAAGGAUGAUGAGGAAGAGGCACAGGUGACGUGGAAACGGCAAGAAGAGCAUUUCCCCAUCAGCACAACAAUCGCCUUACCCGCUGGAAGUCCGAAGCCAAUUGCCAGAAUUCAGCAUGGUGGCAAGGGCAGCGUUGAUACAACACGAUUGAACGCGGUCAAGGAAGCCACCAAGCAUGCAUGGGGCGGCUAUCGAAAGCAUGCAUGGGGCGCCGAUGAAGUGACACCACUUUCGGGUUCAAACAGAACGACAUUCAAUGGCUGGGGAGCGACGAUGAUCGAUUCUAUGGACACACUCUGGAUCAUGGGCCUACACGAGGACUUCGAGGAAGCGGUCAAGAAAGUUGCCUCGAUCAAUUUUCAGACUUCGCAGCGAAAUGACAUCCCGCUCUUUGAAGUGACGAUUCGUUAUCUCGGUGGUCUCCUCGGUGCCUACGACGUCUCGGGGCGGAAGCACAAAGUUCUACUCGACAAGGCAGUCGAGCUGGCGGAAGUCCUCUACGGUGCCUUCGACACUCCUAAUCGCAUGCCAUUGACCUACUACUUCUGGAAGCCGGCGUUCGCGUCACAGCCACACCGUGCGCCAUCUGAUAUGAUCAUGGCUGAGAUUGGUACUCUUACACUGGAAAUGACUCGUCUUGCUCAGCUCACGAAAGAACCUAAGUUCUAUGACGCUGUUGCUCGUAUCACUGACGCUCUAGAGGCAUGGCAAGGCAAGACGCGCAUUCCUGGACUAUGGCCCACGCAUAUAGAUGCAAGUGGGUGCGAAAAGCCUGCGCAAAUGCCCGAGUCCGGCAAAUACAAGGAUCUGUCAGUAAAGCAAGGCUCACAAAACGAAAUUUUCAUCACCAGCGACCCAGUGAAGCAUGAGAAGAGAGCUUCAAAAGAUGAGGCUGAAGGUUUGGAAGCUGAUAGGCUCGGAGACUUCUUGGAUACUGUCGCAAAACAAGCUCCAGACUCGGCCGUGGACGACUUCCGUAAGGACGCGGCUUUCAAAUCUGACAAAAAGCUGCCAGACCUGCCCGUGCAAGCGAAGUCCGACAAGAAGGUGCCCGACUUGCCGCAGCAAUAUGGAAAAAGCAUGGCAUCUUCUAAAAGUAUGAUGUCUAGUCUCGAUGGCAAGAGACCCGCCCUUUGGCUUGACGAGAACAUCAUCAGCGGAACAGAAGUCUGCCGGCCCAAGGGUCUUGGAUCUGUCAGCAAGCAAGCAUCGGAGCACUUCACGCUCGGUGGUGCAAGUGACAGCACUUUCGAGUAUCUUUCCAAAGAGUACCUCCUCCUUGGCGGACUGAGCUCGCAAUACAAGAACAUGUACCUGAAGAGUGCUGAUGCUGCUGCCGAGAAGCUUCUGUUCCGACCCAUGACGCCUGGAAACCACGACAUUUUGAUCUCGGGAGAGAUCAGGGUGGAUUGGAAUGCCACCUCGGAGUCGUACGUAGAGGAGCUCAUCCCGAAAGGCGAGCAUCUUACAUGUUUCGCUGGCGGCAUGUUCGCCAUGGGCGGUCGUCUCUUCGAUCGUCCUGACCACGUUGAUAUUGGCCGUCGUCUCACAGAGGGCUGUGUCUGGGCAUACAAUAGCACGAAAUCUGGCAUCAUGCCCGAGACGUUUGAGGCUGCGAUGUGCAAGGACCCCAAGAAUUGCCAAUGGGACGUGGAGGCAUACCACGCCCUUUUGGCUCCGCAGUUCGGUAUCAAUCUGCCGGCGACCCCCGCAGCGGAAGAAGCAUUGCCGCUGCCAGAUGUGGACAAAUUGCUCGCAUCACUCGAUCAAGAAGUAGAAGCUGCUGAGACUCCAUUCGGCUCUGGCUUCGACCAAAAAGAUGCUCCCGCGGGAUCCAAGAAGGAUUCGACACCUGCAACCGGAAAAUCUAAAUCCUCUGGCAGCCAAAACGGAGCAGGCUCUGCUGGGUCUAAAGCCGGACCAUCAAACCCUGGCCUUGAAGGCGCUGCUCUUCCCCUCGACGCGAAUGGCAACGUCAAACCUGCCUUGUCUGCGAAUCAAAAAGGUGCCGUGAAAGCUGCUGGCUCUCCCGCCGAAGCUCCAAUCGUGCCGCCCGGGCAGGGACUUGACGCGCCGGGCCUUCACAAGCGUCAGAUUGUCGACGAUGUUGACCUCACAGAGAAGAGACCUGCUCAGCGAAUUGAUGAUGCCGCUCCCACCACCACCGCCGCUGCACCUUACAUUGCCGGUCCUCCAGCGGGCGCUGCGAUUGCCACAAGCACCUCAUCCGGCGCAGAACCCACCAGCACGGGCAUCGACCGCAAGAAAUAUCUCAAGCUCAUGAUCGAGUCGACAGGUCUCCCUGCAGGAAUGACACGUCUUACCAGCCGAGCAUACAUCCUCCGGCCUGAAGCUAUCGAGUCCGUCUUUUACAUGUACCGCAUCACUGGCGAACAGCAGUGGCGUGACGUCGGUUGGAAAAUGUUCCAGGCCAUCGACAAAGCCACCCGUACGGAUAUUGCGCAUGCGGCCAUUCACGAUGUCACCGUCCAGCCGGGAGCGCGGGACCAGAACCGGGGCCCGCAUUCUACGAUUGGGUAUGAUACGUUGGAGAAGGGGGAUUCUAUGGAGAGUUUCUGGAUCGGCGAGACGCUGAAAUAUUUCUACCUUCUCUUCGAUGACCCGGAAAACUGGUCUUUGGAUGACUGGGUCCUCAACACCGAAGCGCAUUUCUUCCGCCGGCCGGAUGCAACGGCACAUUCGAGCACGACGGGUACUGCUGGUCAGGCUCCUUAGUCUCUACUGUACAUUCGAGGGGAAUAAAAAGCUAUUGCAUUUUUGGACUAUUUGAUUUCUGGAUUCCUGUUUCCUGUCAUCUUCCCUAUACGUUCUUCCUGUCCUUCACUUCCAAGGGACAUUCGUAUGCAAGCGCUGUAAAAUCUGCCAAAUGAUCCUAGCAAGCAAAGUAAAAAGCUGGUGUUGGGAUGAGGACCCGGCAGCGUAGAAGAACAUGAAUUUCGAAGACAUGCUGAUGCGACGAAAGUUUCCGCAACAAACCGAAAUAAAGUUCGAGAAAGGUGGUGAGCCACCGAGUGCGCAGGUCAACAACAUGCCUACCAGCUGGGCGGGUUAUACUUUGACUGCCAUGAGCCGCAGUCGACCCAG
Dissoconium aciculare CBS 342.82 is the source of this 4046-nucleotide messenger RNA. Its product is annotated as glycoside hydrolase family 47 protein. Gene Ontology annotation, molecular function: calcium ion binding; mannosyl-oligosaccharide 1,2-alpha-mannosidase activity. Gene Ontology annotation, biological process: N-glycan processing; carbohydrate metabolic process. The record is from RefSeq and is a predicted model, not a curated record. Bases 300 to 3677 code for a protein of 1125 amino acids. NCBI's taxonomy places the organism in Eukaryota, Fungi, Ascomycota, Dothideomycetes, Mycosphaerellales, Dissoconiaceae. The transcript has 2 exons. Gene Ontology annotation, cellular component: endoplasmic reticulum; Golgi membrane.